This is a messenger RNA of Cuscuta campestris, 672 nucleotides long. NCBI's taxonomy places the organism in Eukaryota, Viridiplantae, Streptophyta, Magnoliopsida, Solanales, Convolvulaceae. The record is from the annotation of a GenBank genome assembly.
AUUAACCAAACAUGCCCUUAAAAAAUAUUUUCAACAAAACAUGCCAUGAUCUCUCCUUGCCAAACAGUUCUAUAGCAGCACACCUUUGCAGCGACACAUAACGUGUCGAUCUGUCGAGACGCCGCCGGUUAGGAGCCGGCCACCGCAGCUAUUGACUCGAGACUGCCGGUUGGUGAUUGUCUCCUUUAUCUUCCUUCCAUCAGUAAAUUCUAGUCGUAUGUUUUCCCGGCGGUGUUCAGGUUGAAAACAACACAUUAUCAAAUUCCCAAGCACAUACCAAACAGAAUCAUCAGCUCGGUGUUAGCGGAUAUGGAGUCUGUGACGAUGGGCACUCAGCAAAACAGGAAUCAGAUUCAGCCCGAGCAGCCGCUUCACCAAAUGGAUACGGAUGAAGAUGACGAAACAGUGAAGCAACUCCAAGAAUGCUCUGUACAUUACCUUGCCUUACAGGAUUGCCUUGUUGAAAACAACCGCAGCUGGAAAUCUUGCCAAAAUGUAGUUCAAGCUUUGAAGGCUUGCAAUGAGAAGAGAAAUAGCAAGAAGGGGAGUUAGUUGAUUGCUAAGAAACAUUUUCUUUUUCAUUUUCAAUGCUAAUGAGCAAUGAAUAAUAAUGUUGAUAAUAGAAACCGUUUUCGUGCAUCGUCGCUUCUCAAAUGUUGCAUGGAUUAUUAU